AAGAUGGUACUGAGGUUGCUAUUAAACAAAUAAUAAAAAAUCCACUGAACAACAAGGACUUUGAAAAUGAACUGAAGCAUUUACAAGAUUUAAAUCUUGAGAGCAAGAACAUAGUCAGAUAUGUGGAUUUUGCAGAAGAUGAUAAUUUUUAUUACCUUGCGCUACAGCUUUGUGAAUGUAAUUUAGAGAGCCACAUGAAAGACCUCAAUAAUCAAGAACAUGAAAACAAAGACACUGCUAUGAAGAAAAUGGUAAAGGACGUGCUUCUUGGCCUUGGAUAUCUUCAUCGUUAUGAAGUGAUACAUCGGGAUAUAAAACCUAAAAAUGUUUUGAUAGAUUCAGGAAAUAAUGCAAGGCUAGCUGAUUUUGGUUUAAGUCGCAAACUGGAGGAGGGCAGUGAUGUGUAUACCGCGAGGGCUGGUACCAGAGGCUGGGAGGCCGUGGAGACGCUGGUUCCUUCUGGAAAAAGUAGAUACAAAAUGAGCUCAGACGUUCAGGUUGCUGGCAUGUUGGUGUACUACAUCCUUUCUGGUGGGAAUCAUCCUUUUGAUGUAAAUAACUCUAAGGAUCGAGAGACGAACAUUAGAGAAGGGAAUUACUCUCUUGAUGAUGUCUCUGAUAUAGUAGCACAAGAUCUCAUAAAGGGAAUGAUCAACAUAGACCCGGCACAGAGACCCACCAUUGAAGAGGCCCUACAGCAUCCUUACUUCUGGGAUGACAACAGGAAAGAUGGCGUUCUUAGGAAACUUGGAGACAGAGAGGAAGUACAACACUAUGUGGCUAUAGAACAAAUAUACAACUUCUACAAGCAGAUGGAGAACGGUGAACGAGGAAACCCAACAGCACCAUUGACCCUCGAAGAGCAAAUUAAGCAUUUAGAAAUUCCGAAAAAUAAAAGCCAGGAUAUUCGUAAAGCAGUGGGUGACGAUGUAGCAAAACUUAGGACCUUGUGUGACACAGCAAAGAAAUACAGUGUGGAGAAAACCUUUUCUGCUUGGAAAACUGACCUUUCGCAGAUAUGGACAGUACACAGAGACAUCGACCCAAAGGCACCAGAGGACAUACUUGGCCUGUUUCGUUUUAUGCGUAACAAACUGGUGCAUGACAAAGCUCGAUUUGAAGAGAAUAAAUUGCUCAAUCACUACCCAGAUUUCUUUAUAAGUUUACACGGGCUGGCUAGAGACCUGAAAUGGGAUUACUGAAGCUGCAUAGUCUUCAUUUCUUUUUUGAAAGCACAACAUUUUUGGAUCUGAGACAUUUAAGUCACCGGGCGAGUUCAUUCUUCCGAGGCUGCCUCACAAGACCGGUCUCCACGAGAGCACAAACCUGUUCUUUGCAUUUUAGCAUUAACGGAAAUAUCCGUACAAUAAAGGAAAAUGUAGCCUACUGGUAAUUUCUGCCAGUACUUUAUCCUCUUUUUACAGGAUUUUUUUACAAUGUAGGUUAGUCACUCAAUUAAUUCUCUCGUGCUUCUUUCCCACCUUUCCACAUUUUGUUGCAUUAAUAAGGAGUUAUCACAAACUAAGACUGUUUAGUCGUGCUAUCUUGCAAUCAGUACUUACUUAAUGCAAGGUAAAAUGUCGCCAAUGUAACCAAUUAAAACAAAAAAGUGGCCAGGAGGUCUUAAAAUGUAUGGAAAGAGUCUUAAAAAAUGUCUUAAAAAGUAACAAAUUUACCUCCAUGAUUCCUGCAUAUACCCUGCAUUAAUUCUAAACUAUUGUUUACCAUCGUUGCUGGUCAAUAAACAUCUGAACUGUU
Messenger RNA from Triplophysa dalaica, 1758 nucleotides. RefSeq names its product probable serine/threonine-protein kinase ireA. The record is from RefSeq and is a predicted model, not a curated record. Gene Ontology annotation, molecular function: RNA endonuclease activity; protein serine/threonine kinase activity; ATP binding. Gene Ontology annotation, biological process: intrinsic apoptotic signaling pathway in response to endoplasmic reticulum stress; IRE1-mediated unfolded protein response; protein phosphorylation. Lineage: Eukaryota; Metazoa; Chordata; Actinopteri; Cypriniformes; Nemacheilidae. Bases 195 to 1202 code for a protein of 335 amino acids. Gene Ontology annotation, cellular component: IRE1-TRAF2-ASK1 complex. The transcript has 7 exons.